AUGUUCCGGAUAGCUUUUUUAUGUGGACUUUUUGCAAUAGUGACGUCAUUCGAGAAGAAUAAUGGGCUAAAUGUCACGGAUUACAAAGAGAUGGAUGUUAAUAAUUAUUAUGUGAAGGUACGCUGAAGGGUUAUUUGCCUCUUGCAAUUUUCAAUUCACAGUCUUCAUUGUAGGCAGCAGGAACAUAAGAAGUAAAAAACAAAAAAAUUUUUUGAUAAUGAGUAGAAAUAAUCCGCUUAGAUUAGAGCUGCAUGUUCUGGUUAAAGUUUCGCAGUGUGACAACGUUUUCAACGAAAUUUUUUGGUUGAUAAACCCCCAAUCUUUUACAUGAGAGACUACAGAGCGUUUUGCAAAAGGCGCAAUCUCUUUCUUUCACUGGAAUUCGUUUAUGUCAAUGUUUUCAGCAAGUCAUCGAAGACGCUUUUGAAGAGUACAAGAACCGAAAAUUCGCUCCAAAAGAUUCGAUGGUGAUUUUGGAUCCGCUCUUUGCCGAAGGCGCUAAGGUUAUCGGCUUCAAACAUCAUGAAACACCCUACGUUGGUACUCGAUUCCACGUCAGAGUAGUCUUUGGACUUUGCCCGAAGGGUCCACGACAUUGCGAGCCAAGGUUUGUGCAGAAACUGGACCUAGUUGAGUUUGUCGCGGACAUUGAAAGGCCGCAUAACUUCACAAAGGAAUUUAUUUUUGAUCAAGAUCCCAGCUGGCACAGUACUGUAAGGCCCAGGAGUACUACUGAAGUAACAGAGAGUUCUGAGGCUCCAACGACGACAUCGGAGAAAACUAAGCAGACGUCGACGACAACUAAGUCUCCGACCAAACCUCCGACUUCUAAGCCGGUGUCAACGAAGGCGACGACAACUGAGGAGCCCUUUACCGCUCCUCCAAGCACAGAAAAAUCCACGGAGGAACCCACAAGUCAGCCACCAACAGAAGAGCCAUCUACGAAAGAACCAGAGCCUCAGACGUCUAGCACGCCUGAGCCUACUUCCGAAGCACCAAAAUCAUCUACGAAAAAGGAAAAACCAACGACUUCUUCAACUUUAAAAACCUCUUCAGAGGAACCGUCAACUCCUGAGCCAACAAAAGAACCAGUGACCGAGACGUCAAGCAAGCCUGAGCCUACAGUCCCGGAGACUACUUCCGAAGUGCCAGAACCAUCUACGAAAAAACAAAAGACAACGACAGCUUCAACUUCAGAGGCUUCUUCAGAGGAACCGUCAACUGAUGAGCCAACAAAACACACAGAAGAGCCAGAGACUGAAAAGCCCAGUACGCCUGAGGAGCCCUCUACCGCUCCUCCAAGUACAGAAAAAUCCACGGAGGAACCCACAAGUCAACCACCAACAGAAGAGCCAUCUACGAAAGAACCAGAGCCUGAGACGUCUAGCACACCUGGGCCUACUUCCAAAGCACCAGAAUCAUCUACUAAGAAGGAAAAAACGACAAAAGCUUUGACUACAGAGGUGUCUUCAGAGGAACCGUCAACUGCUGAGCCAACAAAAGAACCAGAAACAGAAAAGCCCAGCACGCCUGAACCGCCAGUCCCUGAGCCAACGACUGAAAAGGAACAGCCAACUGAAGCUUCAACCACAGAACCUCCAACGGAAAGACCAUCCAGCCAAACUCCUGGGGAGAAGCCUACAACAAAAGCAUUGCCAUCUAAAGAACCUAGCACAGCGAAACCUUCAGUUCCCGAGCCAACAACUCAGGCUAGACAGGCGCCUACACAAGAGCCGUCGAGCGAAGUUCCAAGUUCGGAGCCAAGGACUGAGGAGCCCUCAAGCAAAAAGCCGAAGAGAACUGAGCCGCCAACGUCAAAGCCGUCAACGAAAGCAGUCCCGACCCACAAGCCCACGAUAGUCUCAAAACCAUCAACAGAACACAGUAAGACGCCACAUGUUGAGCCUUUCACAGACUCUCCGACAAGUAAAGGACCAAGGGCUGAAUCAUCUGUAGAGCCUGUCAAGCCAUCUUCAAAAGAGCCCCAACCCUCAUCAGCAGCGCCAGAAAAGCCAACUAAGAAAGGUCCAACAACUACUACUAUAAACACCAUCCCCCCGAUUCCAAUCCCUUCUGGCAAUAAGACGGAAGAAGGCAAAAGUACACAGAAGGCGGAUGAAAAAACUGUUCGUAUACUUCCUAGAUCAUCGACCAGACAGUAAGUAAAUAACCCUUUCUAUUAAGUAUAUCUUAAUUCCAGUCCUCAUGAAGUCACCGAUGAGCCCACAACGGAGGAAAUUAUUGAAAUUUAA
Molecule: messenger RNA, 2252 nt
Organism: Bursaphelenchus xylophilus (pine wood nematode)
Lineage: Eukaryota; Metazoa; Nematoda; Chromadorea; Rhabditida; Aphelenchoididae
Source: the annotation of a GenBank genome assembly